UUUGUGAAUGAAGUUUGCAUCAUUAGCAGCUGCUCUGAGGCCGGUCAGGGAGCUGCAGAGCCGAGCUGAGCCGAGCCGAGCCGAGCUGGACCGGUUUUACAAACCUCUGAUCUUUUUUUUAAUCAUUUUUGGGUUUUUUUGUGUUUUAUUUUUUUAAUAACAGGGAAACUCUAACGUGCGUGUUUUGGGGAUGUAUUAUCGUCUCUUCCUGGUUUCUGCGCUGCUGUCUGGUCUCACAGAAGAGUGGCAGUCGUCAGUUUGACUGGUAUCGAUGUUGUUAUGUGGUGCCUCCCAUCCGAGAGCGGUGUUUGGAUCAAGGAAAGGCCUGAGUCACUACAGGUGAAUCCUCAGUGCAUGGUUCACCAGAGAGGGCACAUGGUCCAAAGCAGGUCCUGGCCUUCGCUGGAGAGGAAGUCAUUCUGCCCUGUGCUUUCAAUGUCACUGCCAGUAGUGACUUUCCAACAGUGGAGUGGUCCAAGGAAGACCUGGAGCCAGAUGUCAUCUUCCUGUACCGGGAUGGCUGCGAGACUUAUGAGAUGAAGCAUCCAGAAUUUGAGUAUAGGACAAGUUUUAUCAUGAAAGAGCUGAAAAAUGGAGACAUAUCGUUGAGGAUCACUAACGUCAGGCUGUCUGAUGCGGGUAAAUACCAGUGCAUGAGGCUCUGGAAGAAUGCCCCUCGAGACAUUACCACGGUGGAGCUUGUUGUGGGUGCAGUUUCUGAGCCAAAGCUCUCCGUGGUUUCGACUGAGAGUGGAGGAGUGACUCUGCAGUGUGAGGCGAGCUGUUGGCUGCCAGAGCCUGAGAUCAAGUUCCUGGAUGAUCACGAUGAUGAAAUUCCUGCUGAAGACCCAAAAAGAAAUCCAAAUGCCAGUGGAUGUCACAAUGUGACACGAAGAGUGACUCUCCAAACUGCAACCAGCAGAGUCACCUGCAGAGUUCACCAGUUGGAUUACAACCAGACCAGGGUCACAGAAAUCAACAUACCAGCUGACUGCAUGAGGUCCUUCACUGUAAUCAUUGUCAUCGCUGUUGGAGGGACCAUCCUGUUUGUAUUGGCAUGUGGAUUAGUUUUCCUGUUAUGGAAGAAAUGUGGCAAAUCUGCAAAGGUACAAAAGCUACCAGUGACCAGGCAGGAAUCGGACAGCACAGUCGGUGGCACCUCUGAAAAUCGGUUGCUCUUGGAUCCUAGGGGGGCUGACAGCGUGGACAACAGCGCCGUAGAACACCUGAACAAAAAGAUAGCUGAACUCGAGUCACAGCUUCGUGAGAAAGACGAGACCAUCCGCCAACUACAGAACAGACCACAGCUAAGUCCUGUGGUUUACUACUACAACCAGCCCACAGUUGUCUGCAGUCCUUCCAGACCCCUGCAGACCAGCAUUUUGACCAAUGACCACAAUUCAACACCAACGGUCCCAAGAAACAGCAACCCUCCUAAAUCUGCCAACCUGCCCCAGAACAAGUGUCCAAAACCUGGUACCCAAAGGCAGAACAGUAAUCCAGGACUUUCCCGCCCGAUCCAAAAACCUCGCCGUAAUAACAGCAGCCCGGCUCUUUUCUCCUGUAAUGCCACAGAGUUGUCAAGUUCUUCUUCGGGCAGCACUUCAGAGAGAAAACAAGGCCGCUUUCGUCGUUCUAUGAGCGAGUCUGGUGCUCAGCCUGAUCCAAACCUCGCUAAGCUUCAGCGUAGAUAUUCCUUAGCGUUUCAUAACCGCUACGGUCUCCUAGCAGAGUUGAAAGAAGAGUCUGACACUGAUUCCUAAUUCACUCUGGCUCUGUUUCUGCAAGUGUCAUGAUCCCCCCCCACCUCCAAGCUCUUAUUUAUAUGAUGUUUCACAUUUAAAUCUGUAAUUUUACAGCUGAUUAUGAGAUAUCUCUGUUAAGUAGGAUAAUUCUGUCUGACACUAGCCUAACUGACAUUAAUUGAUCAAUCAAUAAAUCAAUAUCACUCUUACAGCCCAUGUACGGUGAUGACAUGAUAAGCAUAAACACUUGUUAAUUACUGACCUAGUGCUGGUGGGAGAAAUUUGUUACCUGUAGAGCCAGAACCAGGCUAGCUGUUUCCCUGUUUCCAAUCUUUAUGCUAAGCUAAGCUAACCUGGCCCCAGCUACAUGUUUAUGCUCAGACCUGAGAGAGGUGUUGGAUUUCUGGAUAUUUGAUUGCUGUGGUGUUACUUGACUUCUCAGAUAUCACCUGUCAGUCAAACAGUGGAGGUGGGACUAUAAUGUUUGUUUCUUGAGUGCUUUUGUUUUUGGUUAAAUCUACCGUUAAUGUGAUAAAACCUGCAAUAAUUCUUAGUUUGGGAUCUGUGGAUCAAAGGCCUGUAGAUUAAGUUAAUUUUAGCAGACUAGACAAUGAUUCUUAGCAAGUGUCUACUCACCAAAAUGAGCCUGGUUUCUCUCAACGCAUCUACAAAAAGAUUUCAAACUGCCUCACUGAUGCUUCACACUUUCACUUUUUGUCGUUUACUGGAAAAGAUCUUAAAGGUUAUAAUGUAUUACAAUAAUAUAUGAUGUCUUGGGUUGUAUAUAGGGGUUCCUUUAUUUAAAACUGCUUUAUACUUUUGAUAAAAUAUUGAUUGUUUAUUUUGAUUAAAUAUUUUCUAUAAAUUUUAAAUGUACAUUUUUGUAUGUUUGUUUUAUAUAUUCACCACUCUGAAAUAAAGCUCAUUCUUUUUUUUUUUUUAA
Lates calcarifer (barramundi perch) is the source of this 2688-nucleotide messenger RNA. RefSeq names its product butyrophilin subfamily 3 member A2. The record is from RefSeq and is a predicted model, not a curated record. The transcript has 7 exons. The coding region runs from base 537 to 1763 and encodes 408 amino acids. NCBI's taxonomy places the organism in Eukaryota, Metazoa, Chordata, Actinopteri, Centropomidae.